This is a messenger RNA of Carassius auratus (goldfish), 5482 nucleotides long. It is a transcript of the gene rasa4, whose product is annotated as RAS p21 protein activator 4. Bases 2439 to 4862 code for a protein of 807 amino acids. The record is from RefSeq and is a predicted model, not a curated record. NCBI's taxonomy places the organism in Eukaryota, Metazoa, Chordata, Actinopteri, Cypriniformes, Cyprinidae. The transcript has 21 exons. Gene Ontology annotation, biological process: intracellular signal transduction; cellular response to calcium ion; negative regulation of Ras protein signal transduction. Gene Ontology annotation, molecular function: phospholipid binding; GTPase activator activity.
CUGUAACAAAUAUACUGCUCAUUUAAUGUUUGUAAUUGUUAAUUAAUGGGAGCUUAUUGUAAAGUGUUACUUGAAAUUAUAUGCAAAAAAGGGACAUCCUCAUAUUCCAGAUAAAAAGCCUCUGCUAAACGGUGACACACACACACAGACACACUCUUUAUAUCUAAAAACAGGGCUGUGCCGAUAACUCUUUGAUAGAAGACUGGUGAGUCACAAGAAGCCCACACAGCGUAUCCCCUCCUCUGGUCACAUCUCUAAAGGUGCGUCUGUAUUCCUGGAUCAAUGAGUCAGCCGUGCCCACACUCACACGCAUGAAUUACGUGGACUCUGGCCUCUCGCCUUUAUUUUGUAUAAACAUAUAAUUUUAAGGAAAACGUCACUGGAACCUUUACAACAUUCUCAAACAUUCUCCGACAUUUUACCAUGUUUGAGGAUGUUUCUGAAUUAAGACUCCUAUUGUCCUAUCAAGACUUCCCUUUUUUAUUUUGGUCAGUUUAUUUAUCUCCGUCUGGAGGGAAACUAUGUUGUGAUUUGUCAGUGAAUCACCUUCCUUUUUCCAUGAUAAAGGAGCACUGCUCAUGUUGACAGCACUUGUGCAUAUCAGAAUAUGUGAGUGCUGACAUUAUAUGAGAGUCUAUGCUUUGAUUUCCUCCGAGACCAUAAUCAAGGAGUCGUUCAGUUUUCCACCUUGUUUAUUCUGCUGUGUGCAUUUAGCGAGGCUGUCAGCCUUCAAAAACAGCUAGAAAGAUAUUUUCUUUCAGUUUUCCUGGUGUUCUUACAUGAGUCAUUUCAGUUAAAGUGAAGUGUCUUUCCAUUACGAUGGCAAACUGGGGAUAUUUGGUCAGAUCAUGAGCUAAUCGGUCAGAAGAACUUAAAAAUAACGUGUUGAGGAAUAAUAACUCUGUGAAAAGGAAGUACACAGCCAUAAUAUUACACUUACAGCUCUCUUAUCAUCUGAAUCACCAUUCACCAUUGAACGCAACAUUUACUCUUCUGCUUUUUAAACACUAAAUUAUAUUUACUUAAUCAUUAGAAAAAAAGCACUUUAGCAUUUCACCAAGGCUUGUGGCAUGGAAAAAGAAGGAAGGGUCUAGCAAUGCCUCUAUAAAGAUUUGAAUUAAAGAAAUAAUAGAGAAGUGGAUAGCUCUUAAAAAUAAAGGCUCAAAAGGGGGGUUUUCAUAGUGAUGCUAUAAAAAAAAACAGUAUGAAGAAACUUUUCUGUGAACCGUUAUUAAAAUAACCUUUUUUUCCCCUCACACUUAUAGUCUGGAAAACAUAAUCUAAAUACAGAACGGUUCCAUGGAUGUUAAAGGUUCUUCAGGAGCCAUAUAAGAUACAAAAUAAAAGACAGAUAGUAAAAGAAAGAGAUCAAAAUGUGUGUUCCUAUUUUGGUUUCAAACAUCUAUUUCAAAUCCCUCUGAAAUUAUGGCAUUCUUCAGAAUUAUGCCCUCCAAUAUCAUCAUAUCUUUGGCUAACCAAGUGAACACAGUAAAACCACACUGACAUACAUGCAGACAAUUGUCAGCCUAGUCUUUAUAAUGAAGGUACUAGACUUUAACUCAAAAGAUGAACUGUAAAUGUCAAGUCAGGGCAGGGUGUCACAUUUUUUAUUAGGGCAGUUGUCAGAUACACUCCCAAUGUUUAAUAUUUUACCCGUUUUGUGUUUUAUAUUUAGUCUACUGUUUAAAUUUACAGCUGAAAAUCCUGUAAUAGGAUGGUUUCUUUGUUACCCCAGUCUUAAGUGAGAACGUGCGUUCAAUAAACUAUCUUUUAGACAAUAAUAACGCUGGAAAUGUUCAACUGGUUUCUGUAGCCAGCCCUUCGAGGUACAAUCGAUACAAAAUUUGACUUUCAAAAAUGAACCAACGCUGAGAAAUAUUUACUGGAGUGUGUGACCUAGUGUUUACUGUUCAGUAGUCCAUCAACUCCACUGUUUGCUCAUCUCAGUUAUGUUUGCUCUUGUAAAUCUCGAGGGUUAAGAAAUGACUGCUUUUCCCCUCACACUGAAAAUUCAUUUCUCGCGUCGCGUCGCGCCACACCUCGUCUCCACUUGACGCGACGCAACAAAAGUAGCUACAACAGUCAACACAGCCGCCUAAUACAGUCUUGUAGUUCAUAACCAGUAGUGUUGAUUCUAAAGGGAGCGUUGUAGUUCUGUCGCGUCGCGUCUGUUUAAUACCUUCUCUCUCAAGUGUGUGAUCCAGUCAGUCACUCCUCCUACAAACAACCCACAGAGAUCAAACCCACCCGAGUCUAACGCGUGGAUUGUGUGGACGACCGCUGGACGGAGCACGGCGGUGCUGCUUCUCAGUACAGCGUUGUGUAUGACGAGCUUUAUUGAUAGAACAGUUUAUUUGCCAUUUGUGCAAUGCUUGGAAACAUGCGUGUUAUUGAAGGAAUAAGAAGUGUCGGCGCGUGAAUAUCCUCUGAAUGACAGCAUGGCUAAACGAAGCACACUAUUCAUCAGGAUUGUGGAAGGAAAGAACCUGCCAAUCAAGGACAUAACUGGAAGCAGUGAUCCAUACUGCAUCGUGAAAAUUGAUAACGAGGCAAUCAUUCGGACAGCAACAAUAUGGAAGACAUUGUCUCCGUUUUGGGGUGAAGAAUACACCGUCCAUCUUCCUCCCUACUUUCGUACGGUGUCUUUUUAUGUCCUGGAUGAGGACUCUCUCAGCCGAGAUGAUGUCAUUGGGAAGGUGUCAAUCAGCAAGGAGCUUCUCGCUGCUAAACCUCAAGGUGUAGAUGGAUGGAUGAACCUAACAGAGAUUGACCCAGAUGAGGAGGUGCAAGGGGAGAUUCACCUCCAGAUUUCGGUGCUGGGAGAUGGAGAUAUUCCACAAAAACUGUGCUGCCAAGUCCUGGAGGCGAGAGAUCUUGCCAAAAAGGAUCGCAAUGGGGCUUCUGAUCCUUUUGUCAGAGUGAGAUACAAUGGCAAAACAUAUGAGAGCGCGGUGGUUAAAAAGUCCUGUUACCCACGGUGGAAUGAAAGUUUUGAGUUUGAGCUGGACGAGACGCUUUCUGACACUGGCCUUUUGAGUGUGGAGGUGUGGGACUGGGAUCUGGUCAGCAGAAACGACUUCCUGGGAAAGGUCCUGUUCAACAUCAACAAGCUUCAGUCUGCCCAGCAAGAGGAGGGCUGGUUUCGCUUGGGGCCUGACAAAUCCAAACACAGUGAAUAUGAAGGAACUCUGGGUUCCUUGCGUCUGCAGCUACGGCUUCGAGACGAGGUCGUGUUGCCAUCCAGCCAUUACAAGCCACUCACAGAGCUACUCAGCCAGUCGGUCGGCUCUCAGCUCAACGGCAACUGGCCUGAUUUCAUCAUGCUGAUUGAUGAGACCACUACAGCGGAGAGCAGACAGGAAGUAGCUAAUAAUCUAGUCAAGCUGUUUUUGGGUCAAGGGCUUGUCAAGGAGUUUUUGGAUGUUCUGUUCAAACUGGAGCUGGAAAAGACUACUGAACCCAACACAUUAUUCCGCAGUAAUUCAUUAGCAUCCAAGUCUAUGGAAUCAUUUUUGAAGGUGGCUGGGAUGCAAUAUCUACACAGGCUUCUGGGCGCGAUAAUAAACCGAAUCUUUGAAGAAAAGAAAUAUGUAGAAUUGGACCCAAGUAAAGUAGAACUGAAAGAGGCAGGGUGUGCAGGUUUGCACCGUCAGCAGACAGAGUCUGAUAUCAUUCAGCAGAGCACCAUCCUCCUGCAGUCGUACCUGUCUGAGCUUCUCACCUCCAUCCGGCAGUCGGCCUCCUACUGCCCCCUGCUCAUCUGCCAGGUUUUCCAUCAACUCUACCUCAGAGUUCAGGAGCGCUUCCCUGACCCAGAGUACCGGAAGGUGAAGUUCAUUGCUGUGACCAGCUUCCUGUGCCUGCGGUUCAUCUCUCCUGCCAUUAUGUCUCCAAAACUAUUUCACCUUCGAGAGAAACAUGCUGAUGCCCGUACCAGCCGCACACUUCUGCUACUUGCCAAAGCCGUGCAGACCAUUGGGAAUAUGGACACUCUUGCAUGCUGCUCUAAAGAGCCGUGGAUGGUCUGCUUGCAGCCAGCCAUACAGCAAGGCAUCACCCAACUCAAAGACUUCAUCAAUAAACUGGUCAACUGCCACGAUUCAGAGGAUCUUGAGCUUCAGACACGAAUGAGUCUCCAGUGUGGCACUAUGGAGAAAGAAGGCUUCCUCUUCCUUCACAGGACCAAGGACAAGUGCAUGCCCAUGACUUCACCCUUUAAGAAGUACUAUGUCACGCUCAGUAAAGACACUCUGUCGUACUCGCGGACGCAGCAUUCUAAAAAAAGCUCGUCUAUUUCGCUGCCAAAGAUCCGGGCCGUAGAGAAGGUGGAGGAGAAGUGCUUCGGCAGUGCUAACGUCAUGCAGAUCAUCUCAAGUGAAGAUUCUGGCCUGCAGGAGACCCUGUACCUCGACUGCAAAAGUGUAAACGAGUUGAAUCACUGGCUGUCAGCUCUGAGGAAAGCCUGCAGUCACAACACAAACACUAUGAGCUGCUAUCAUCCGGGCACCUAUAAAGCAGACAGAUGGAGCUGCUGCCAUCAGAAGGAGAAAUCAGACCCAGGCUGUGAUAAAACCAGGCAUGGAGUGACCCUGCAGGAGUGGUAUGACCCACUGGACCCAGAUCUGGAGGCUCAGCUCAUCUAUCAACAUCUGCGUAGUGUCCAGCAUGCCAUGCGAGAUAAGUAUUAUAAGUUGAGAGAGCAGCAAGGAGUUAAGGAAGCAGAUUCAGUAAGAGAAAUGAAGAAAGUAGAUGGACUAUCAAAGCUCUUCAGUGUUCUCCAAGACCUGCAUGAUGCUCAUGCGGCGGUGGAGGAGGAGGAAAGGUCAAAGAAUAAAAAUGUUUUCUUGGAGUUACAAACGUAAACAAAAGGACUUUUGAACUGGUUGCAUUUCAUACUAUAAUUCACCGAGUCACCGAGCUCAUACGCAGGCUUCAAACCUGCUAUAAUUUGACACAUAGAUGAGAAAAGAAAUACUGUACAGUAAGUUGGAUUUGUUCUUGUAUUCUUUUGAACCGAUUCUUGAUGGUUAGAUGGAUAUUUAGAGGGCUGCGAUCACAAUCCCUUUAUUAAAGGAUAGUUGUGCUGUAUUUGCGAAAUAUUUGGUAUUAAGGACAGUGGUGAUUCAAGUGGGUUGCUAACUCAAAACUGUGUCUUGUUAGCAUUUCUGCAGCUUUUACAUGUAUUCCAACAAAACUUUUUCAACAUUAACUUCGCACAUUAAUCAGCAUCGGUCCUUCUUUAACGUGCUUUUGACUUUACAAAGCACCGUGGAUAUGCAUCUUAUAGCUCUUCCACCAUGUCAUUUUUCAUUAAAUCAGUCUUAUUAGAAUGUUUAUAUAGAUUUUGAAGACGUUCGUUUUUCAUUUCUUUUUUAAAUCUGUAGGUUGAUGGCAAGAGGAGAAUUUUAUUCUUGGAUUUGAAUACCGUGUAAAGCUAAGUCUCAAUGCCUUGUCUGUAUGUGUCAUGUUUUGUUGUUAUGUC